AUUUAGAAAAAACAUCAACACAACAACAACAACACACCAACACAUUCGCGAAUGCGUUAUUUAGUCGGGCUCGAAAUUUAAUGAUUCCUGCAAUCAUUCACCGUUUGCUACCCAGUUGAUUGCAUGCGCCACGGCAGCAGCAACCGCGAAACCCCUCAACGACGAUCGCACACAGCGCAAUAGGCCCCGCACACUCGAAACUUGGGGCGAGCGAAGAAACCCAAUCGGCAGACACCGCAGAGCAACAUUUCGUCGAUGCUAGUCGUGUCGAGUUGUGCGUGGAGGUGGAGCAACAGCAGCAGCAACAGCAGCAGCAGCAGCAGUGUCAAUUAAUAGUUUUCCGUAUUCCCAUUCAUACAUCAUACAUCACCACACCACCCAUUUCCCCCCACUUGCGGAGUCCGUGUUAUACAACAAAAUUGACCAGUGCCUCUCAACUACGCCGGCAAAUACCAAUCGUUUAUGUUGUCCUUCGGGCCAGAGGUUCAACAAGACCAAAAAUCGGAAUCUAAUCAAUCCCCGCCCUCUUGUGCGUGCGUUCAAAAUAAUUAACUGUGCGUGGUGUAAUCGUAAUCCCUUAUCAGCUGCUCGGUGCGAAAGUUUGCCCGCAAGACAAACGGGCAGAGAAAGCAUACAGCCAAAGCAAAAGAAACGCCAAUAACAAGCGGUCUGUGAGUCUCCUCGGUUUCGCUUGCACUUGCCACUGGACAGAACAGAACUGGUUGGAGAUUGUGGAUUGGAGCAUCAAAGCGUUCGUAACAGAAGAACCCAUUGCAAGGGCAGCCACAGCCACAGCCACAGCCAUGAAUAUCGACGACUACGAGAGUUUGCCGACGACCAGUGUCGGCAUAAAUAUGACGGCGGGCGCCAUCGCUGGCGUGCUGGAGCAUGUGGUCAUGUAUCCGCUGGACUCUGUUAAGACGCGAAUGCAGAGCCUGACAUCAGCAUCCAACAUGAAUAUAAUGUCAACCUUUCAGAAUAUGAUCACACGUGAGGGUCUCUUGAGACCCAUUCGUGGUGCCAGUGCUGUGGUUGUGGGUGCAGGACCAGCGCAUUCUCUCUACUUCGGGGCCUACGAGAUGACCAAGGAAAUGCUGACUAAAUUCACAUCACUAAACCACCUUAACUACGUUAUCUCCGGGGCUGUGGCCACUCUCAUACACGACGCUAUCUCCAAUCCCACGGAGGUGAUCAAGCAGCGAAUGCAAAUGUACAACUCACCCUAUUCAUCGGUCAUCACGUGCAUGCGGGAUGUGUAUCGGAAGGAGGGCUUCAAGGCCUUCUAUCGAUCCUACAGCACCCAAUUGGUCAUGAAUAUACCAUAUCAGACGAUACAUUUUACCACAUAUGAGUUUAUCCAGAAUAAACUCAAUUUGGAUCGCAGAUACAAUCCCCCAGUGCAUAUGGUGGCGGGUGGAGCGGCGGGUGCCUGUGCAGCGGCCAUAACGACACCCCUGGAUGUGGUGAAAACACUGCUAAACACACAGGAAACGGGUCUAACAAAAGGCAUGAUCGAGGCCUGUCGCAAGAUCUACCAUAUGGCUGGGCCAAUGGGUUUCUUCAAGGGAAUGACUGCUCGCGUCUUGUAUUCGAUGCCAGCGACGGCCAUCUGCUGGUCCACAUACGAGUUCUUCAAGUUCUAUUUGUGUGGCCUCGACCGUGAUCAAUAUAAAUCGUCAAUUACGGGCCGCUCCGAAUUACAAGAGCCCCGCAAAACGGCCUAUGUAUUGCCGAAGAGCACAACCGAUGAGGAUCCGUCUUUGGCGACCGAAUCUUUGGCCGUGGAUACUGCUGCCGGCACGUUGAAGGAUCCCGCUGUCCUGCAUCCGACGCCGCCCACAGUCAAUGCAGCCGGUGCCAUCAAAACGGUGUGUGAACUGUCCACACGCACCGCUGCGCCCACCAUAAAUCUGCACACGAGGCACACGGAAGUGAAGAGCCCCUAUGAGCGGGGCUUCUCCAGUACGUAGACUGUGCGCGAGGACGUGGCCGCAAGCGAGGCGGCCAGCGUUCGACACGUUUGCAGCGGCGACAGCUAAACACACAUAAGCAUAGCUAUUAGUUGGCGGCGGGGAAAGGUGGCUGGAGGCGGCAGAGGUGCAGGAGUCAGUCUGUUUUGUGGAGUUUGGCGUGGACACGGCGUUUGAAACGUCUGCCGCCCCCAUUCCCUUUGGCCCAAGCCUCUGUAUUGCCUCUGGCCUCGUUUUUUCCCCAGCUGUUUGUAUGAAUACUCUGCGAGGAGUCGGUGAGAGAGUGUUAUCACUCCCAUAGUCGGAGGUUAAAUAGUAGUUGUUGUUCUGCACAAAAACUCUCGCUCUCACACUCCCCCCACAAAAAAAAAACACCCCCAUCCACACCCCCCAGACAGACACACACACACACACACCCAAACAAAAACAAAUUUCAUUUAUAGGCAAAAAGCAAAAUAUUCUUGUUAAAAAAACAAAAGGAAAAAAUAAUUAUUACGAUUAUGAUGAUAAUAACUUGUAUCUAUGUUGCUCGGAAUUGAGUGGAACCCUUGUGUAAAGUACUAUUAUAUUACCAUUACAUUGUGUAUUACAAUAUAUAUAUGAUUUACGAUAUAUUUUUUUUUUAACAAACAACAAAUUUCAAAGUAUAUAUAUACAUAUUAUGCAUAUACUUGUUGAUUUGAUCGUUGUAAAGUAAGAGCAAAGCCAGGGCAAGAGAGCAACAAAAGCGCAAAAACGCAGGAAACAGAACAAAAUAAACUGUUUCCCAAAAAAAAGGCAAAAAAUUCAAUGAUUUGUAAUCCAAUUACACUUUCAUCUUCAAACUGAGAUGUUACAAAAUAUAGUAUAUACUUAUAAUAACGAGAGCCUGCAAACAACUAUACAGCUCCCUCCUAUUCCAGGCCCCCAGGAACCUACCCAACCAACCUUUGGGUACCACAUUACUGUAAUGUAGUGGAGUAGAGUAGAGCCCCUGGCCCUGCCACUGGCACUUGACUGACUGAUUGAGUUUAUUGAAAGCCCCCAAACCGUAUUCGCAUACAUAAUAAAUAUGUCUUGUUCUAGCUUCUAGAAUAUCCAAAUAAUAGCCUCAGUCAAGUGCCAGCGGGUGUCGGGGGCAACAGCAAUCCAGUCCCCAAAAAACAAAACACAAAACACACACAAUAAAUAAAACCAUUAUAUUAUUACGUUCAUUGUUAUUUUUAUUGUUUAUAUAUUAAUAUAUAUGCAUUACUAUAUAUACAUAUAUACAGUGCCGCUCAACUGAAUAGGUUCCACAAUUUUCAAAAGUACAGUCGCUAAAUCUUUUCAACCAACUUAACGAUUUUGAUGAUGAUUUGUAUGAAACAGAAAAGUUUUCAGUCUCCAAAUGAUUUGAAAUGGGUGGCGGGAACCCAUUGGAACCAAUCGGUGCAAGAAUGCAUCAAAAUCAGACGAUUCCAAAAGGAAAACAUUAAUUUUUUUAUUUUUAGUGAAGCAAAAUAUGGUACAAAUAUGAAAAGAAGAGCAGCCAGGCUUGCGAUUAGAGCUCCUACCGCCUUCUGCAGCAAAAUCAGGGAAGAAUCCGGUGUUAAUGCGAGUUUGGGCAGCCUACAGCCCUACAGCACUUCGUUGACAGGUGGUUUUUGUUAAAUUUCCAAAAAAUUUGCUUAAAUAUGAAAAGAUAUUUUUUGUUUUCGAAAAAAGUGUCAUAAAUACGUAUCCUGGAGACCGCAAACUUUCCUAAUUCUUUAACAAUCAAUAAAUCAUUAAAAUAAAAAUUUAUUUUAUCAAAAUCGGUAAAUUGGUUGAAGAGAUAUAUCGGUUCGACUUUUGAAAAUUGUGGAUCCUAUUCAGUUUCGAGGCACUGUAUAUACAUACAUGUGUAAUUCUAUAAAUUUACUUAUUCUUAAACUGCAAAGUGUAGGAUGUAAAAUUACAAUUUUAUUGUUACCACAAAUUCUAACAAAAACAGAAACAAAAACAAAA
Drosophila miranda is the source of this 3938-nucleotide messenger RNA. It is a transcript of the gene mfrn, whose product is annotated as mitoferrin. The transcript is spliced from 7 exons. Gene Ontology annotation, molecular function: ferrous iron transmembrane transporter activity. The record is from RefSeq and is a predicted model, not a curated record. Lineage: Eukaryota; Metazoa; Arthropoda; Insecta; Diptera; Drosophilidae. The coding region runs from base 804 to 1970 and encodes 388 amino acids. Gene Ontology annotation, cellular component: mitochondrial membrane. Gene Ontology annotation, biological process: iron import into the mitochondrion.